UCCUCCUGUCUGGGGACAGCGUGGGGGAGGGUCCCCAGCUGCCUCCCAGGCCUCCCCUGAGGACCCGCAUGAGGAGCAGCAGUGAGGACCGAGCGGUGCCCGCUGGCCGAGAGCCUGCACUCUUCAGACCCUCGGGGCCCAGGAUAGUGUCCGAGCCCCAGCACUUAACCGUGGCGGAGCAGGUGCAGGUGCCUCCUGGACACGUCCUUACCCACUCGCCCGAGGGUGGUUUUCUUCUCUGGAGACCAGAGGCGGCUUCCAGGGCUGGAUUCGCAGGCAGCACCCAUGGAUCCUGGCCCUGCGGAGGAAGGUGUGGCCCCGGCCAUCUCCCCACUGAAGCCUGGCGAGAAGUUCCACCUGUUUGUGAGUUACAGCAGCAUGGAUGCCGUGUGGACGCACGGGCUCAUCAGCCGCCUGGAAGCUGACCUCCCGGGGCUGAGAAUCUGCCUGCACGAGCGGGACUUCACCCCGGGCAGGAACGUCCUGGAGAACAUGGCCGAGUGUAUCCAGCAGAGCCAGAAGGUGCUGCUGGUGCUGAGCCAGGACUUUGUGCAGAGUAGGUGGUGCCUCCUGGAGGCCGACCUGUCCCUGUUCGGCUACUGCUUGGAGAGGAAGCCGGUCAUCCCGGUCCUGCUGCGGCCCUGCCAGAUCCCGCUGCACCUCAGCCACCUGACCUACCUGGAGGCCACAGACAGCCGCUUCCACCUCAAGGUGCAGCAUCUCCUCUGCCAGCCCAACCACAGGCUGACGCGCGCCCUGCCCGCCCGGCACCCGACCCCCUCCCUCUACAGCGGGAAGACCCUCCUGACCCUGAACUGCAUCAACAGGGACAGCCUGCCCUCAUGGAAGGUGGGGUCCUUCAGCACCCUGGGUGUCCCCGACCCCUUGAAGGAGGUGUUGGAGGACCCCGAGGUGUACAAGCAUGCCGUGGGCAUCCUGAAUGGGGUGCAGUCCCCCAGGUCCUGCCUCCGGUACCUGGGCUGCCGGGUCCCCCUGGGCAUCUUCCUGAUCACCCUCUCCUUGGCGAUGCUUCUCCUCCCCGUGAUGCUGGGGCUGCAGCGAAACCCACCGGCGGAGCGCUUCCUCCUAAUCUCCGCCACCGUCUUUUUCUGCCCUCUCCUCGUCGCCUUGGGGGUGAACAGCCUGUGCUGGUUCAGGAGGUUUUCUCGGAAGAAGAUGCGGGAGCUGGAGCUCAGAGUGGGCGAGGCCAACGUCCUGCUGGCGCCCCACUCCCUGCUGAUGGGCUGUGACACCAUGAACAAGCUGCACUUCGUGUACGUGCUGCUGGGGGACUGCAGGCAGGUCUUCCUGCAGGCCCCACAGGGCGAGGCCCUGUUCCGGGAGGCCCUCCUGCGCUUCUCGUCCAGCUACACCUGCUGCGUGGCCCACGCACACUUCCCCGCCUGCGAGGACACCCAGGGGGCUCCAGGCCACCUGGAGCUGGGCCUGUGCUUCUGCCAGUUCGUCUCUCUGCAGCUGAUGAAACACGAGGGUCUUGGGGUUAACCCCGUGUGACGACAGGAGGGGCCCCUGGGGCCGUGGCUGGCCCUGCAGGCAUGGCCUCCCCGAGACCCAGGUGGUGUACACGGGACCCUCACGUCUGGUCAGGACUUUCACCCUCGCCGAGGGCCCCACAGCCUGCUCUGAAGGCAGAGGUGGCCACGUCAGCCCAGGUGGCCUGACUGUUUGGGGAGGGGCUUUUUGAUGAGACUAUGUGAGGGGAGGCUGGGGAAAGCAGCAGGUCCCCUUAGGAUCUGGCCUGCUCUUGAGGAGGAGACGGUCACUGCCGCUGUCUGGGUGGCCGGUUCGUGUCCAGGGGACCAGGGCAGACCAUGCUGGCUCCCUGUGGCCCCCUCCCUGAGCAGCUCUUCCAGGCACCUGCCCCUCGUCCUGGGACACGGAGCAUGGUGAUGCUGGGGUGAGCGGGGGCACCAGGCCGAGCGAAAGGACCCUGGGCCGUUCACCCUCUGCUCUCAGGGCACCAACACACAGCUGUCGACUCUGAGAGCCUGUGAGGGGCCAGCCACAGCCGUCCAUGGCUGGGAACGAUAAGGCCUGCGUGUGUCCUCAGUGGGGACGCCCCGUCAGACCUGGGUCUCUGCUCCCUCCCGGCCUCAGCCUCAGCCCGUCCCCAGCCUCCCUUUCCAGGGCGGAGGGUGUGCCUGUGCCUGGGGGCUGUCGCCUGGUGGAGCUAUGUUCUCCAUGCUUGCCCGCUCACCCUGAAGUCUGGCUUCCUGGGCUCAGACGUCACUCCGCACCCUGGUGUUUCUGGGCUUCUGCAGACGCCCUUCCCCGUGAGAACAGGGAACUAUCUGCAGACAAGAACAUGAAACGCUUGAGCUGGUUCUGUCUGUGGGGGCAGAACAGGGGGCACCGCGAGGCCGAGCUGCACGGCCCCCUCCGCUCUGAGCCCUGCCCAGUGGGUGGGGGUGAGACCCUCACACCCCAUGCCCGUGCCCAUGUGAAGGUCAGUCAGGCUCCAGAGACCCCCUCGGCUCCAGCAGAGCGCCAGGGCAGGACUUUGGAAAUGAGGGGUGGCCCCCGGGGCGCUGCCUUGAGCCUCAGCUCAUCUGUCUGUAAAUGAGCAGUUGGCAGGUGACCUCCCGACAGAUUUGAAGUUAGUGCUGGGCACAUGUCCCCAGAACGCCUGGGCUUCCCUUGGGCUUGUGGCCCGGUGCCACACUGGUGAGUAUUUGGCUCAGCUACUCUGGUUUGCUGACUUGCAAGCUCGGGCCCAGGCCACAGCCACAGAGCAGCAAGUCCCUCAUCUGACCCCCGAGCAGCCCUUACCCUGUGCCCACCUCCCAGGACCUUCUCCUUACGUGCCCCUUAGAUAAGAUCCCCCAGCCCACACCAUGGGUCUUACCAAAACCUUGCUCUUGUGGUUUGAACUGACCAAUCUGGUCCUAGCUCAGGAUCCCCAGAGCACCCCACCCAGAGACCGUGGUAUUGGUGGGAGCUUCUGAUCCUGCCUUGUCUGCACUCUGCCUUGACCACACUACCUUGACGUGGCCUCUCCAGGCAUGCGCACACCUCCUCCAGGACCCGUGAGCAACAAACUUCUCUAUUUCAACUUCUCUUGUGGAAGCACAGCAGAUCCUGUGGUCUGUUGCUAAACCAAAGCUCCCCACUCGGCAGCCUGGACACUUAACACGUGUUAAUGGAACACAGAGGCUGGACUGCUCGCCUCUCUCCUGGGGCCAGGACUGCCCCAGGAGGGUCGCCCUCAACAGGAGACUGGCCAGAGGCAGGUGUGUGAGGGGCAGAAAAGGGAGGGGCUCUGGGCAAGAGGGCAGUGUGAGCAAAGGCACAAGGUAGGACCCCAGGUCACAGGAGGACCUGCCAAGUAGGGGAUGGUCCCGUGAACCCCAGGGCUCGCUGGGUGGCUUUGGGUGCCAGAACUUUCUUGGGGGCAGUGCUUGGCACUAGGAUCCACUCCAAGGGGCCCCAGCACCUGGUCUCUGAGAUGUCCAAAGCAGGGGGCAUGGUCUGGGCCCCAGGCUGAGCAAGAGCCUCCCAGGAGCAGUGGGGACCCUCCAGCCCCCACAGUUGUGGCAUGGGACGGGGACCCAACAGGCCCAUCCAUACCCACUGUGGGCCAGGGCCAAGCUCCCAGAGGGCACACACGGUCCUCACGGACACCGAGGGCCCAAUCCAGGCCAUAUCAGUGGCUGCUCUGUCUGGGGUUGGUGCUGGGGGCCUGCGGGCCAAAGCCCAGCUGUGUGCAGGGGCCCCCACAUGCACACACAGCCCCCCACUCCUCAGGCAGUAUUCCCACCCUACAGUGCUGUGCCGUGUGGCCCAGAGACAGCAGACGGAUGAAAGAGAGACGACAAAGUCCUGUCACUUCAAAAGGCUGUGGUUUUUAAGGUCAUGAAAUAACACAGUUGUGCACACAAUAAAGAGAAAAGGUCUAAAUGAACCACUUUAUAGGACCGUUGAUCUUUUGCUCUGGCGGCUUUCAGAUUGUGCCAGCUCAGAAGGCCAAGGAGGCUGGGCCUGUGGGGCCCUCGGCCUCCAGCCUGGACUCCUCCUCUCGCUCCCCAUGCGGCAUGUGUCCAGUUCUUGCACAGAUCCCCUGCUGGGGCCGGGCCGUGUCAGGCUUGCGGAGACGCUAGGCCUAGGGGAGUGGCACCCCCAGUGCCCUCAGCGGAGCAGGGUCUGGGGCUGGCUGCACUCUGCCCCACACCCCCAGCCAACACCUACCCCCGGGUUGCAUGACCCAGACCCGUGGCACCAGAGGGCAGGGACCCCAGCACCCCCAGCAGCCUGGACGCGGGGCUGCCCCAAGCCACCCUGCCUGCCCUGACCCUUGUCCUUACCCACACCAGCGGUCAGUGGUCGGGGGUCUGAGGGCCCCUGUCCCCAGGCUGCUGGUGUUCCCACCCCCAGGCAUACCUGCUGCACCCAGGAGCAGUGGCCUCCACAUGAAGGAGGAGAGGCCACUGCCUGCCUGACCUCCAUUGUCGACCCAGGCCAGCCCCUCAGCUAGCCCUGCAGAGCACCCAAAUGCACCCCCUGGGAGCUGCAUCUCCUGAAGAUGUCUGUCCUGGGCUGGUUCUCAGUGGGGUGACCUCAGGAAGCCUGGGGCCUGAGAACCCCACAGAGGGGCUGAGCCUCUAACACUGCAGUCCUGGGAGGACCUCGCCAGGCUGCUGGUCACAAGGUACCCCAGCUGCUGUCCGGGGCCAGCACUCAGUCUUGGUGCACCACCCACUGGUGUCCGCCCUGUGGGGCCUCUGCGGCAGCCCAGGGGCUGUCCAUGAGAUAGGAGAUGAAGGCCUCCAAACUCCAUUGCAGUUUGGGCCUGGCUCCUGUAGGGGUGACUGGGGCUCUCAGUGGACAGGCCCCAGGGCCCUAUGAGACCCUUCAAGUCCUUCCGGGACUCCCCAGAUUCCCUAGUGUGCCCCCUUCCCCACUGACCCUCCACCUGGCUGGCCUCUGCCCUCUGGGUUCUGGAGACCAGUUCUGGAGGGAGUCUAUUCAAAACAUGCAUCAGGUCUGGGGCACCUGGGGGGCUCAGUCUGUUAAGCGUCUGCCUUCAGCUCAGGUCAUGAUCCCGGGGUCCAGGGAUGGAGUCCAAUGUUGGGCUCCCUGCUCAACAGGAAGUCUGCGUCUCCCUCUGCCCCCACCCCGCUCAUGCUCUCUCUCUUUCUCAAAUAAAUAAAUAAAAUCUUAAAAAAACAAUGCAUCAGGUCAACUCCGGCCAGUUCAAGGAGCCCUAUUCAACACCCCAGGAUAGCUGCCACCUUCUGCUUGCCCCCACCCACUGCCCCACCCUGGGGAAGGGUCUCCAUCCAAGAGAACACGCAUGUGGAUCUGUGUGUGGGGACAUCUGGGGAGGGGAGAGAGUGAUAGUACAUGUGCAUGCAUGUUUGCAUGUAUGUGUGAGUGUGCACGUGUGUGCCUUGCCUCUGUGUGUGUGUACAUUGCCUGCCUGCGUGAGUGUGCAUGUGUGUGCAUGAGCGUGUGUCUGCACACGUGAGAGUGUGCACAUGUGCGUGCACCUUGCCUCUGUGCAUAUGAAUGAGUAUACACGUGUGUGAGUGUGCACCUUGCCUCUGUGCACGCGAGUGUGCACGUGUGUGUGCACCUUGCCUCUGUGCACGCGUGAGUGUGCACCUUGCCUCUGUGUACGCAUGUGAGUGUGCACGUGUGUGAGUGUGCAUGUGUGGCACAUGCAUGCAAAGGGGACCCUGGAAGGGUUACCUCAUCAUAGGACUCCUAGGAAGGAAGAGCCCGUGUUCUGGUUCCUCUGUUCCACGGUCUUCCUCAAGCUGCAGCCCCUCAGGGUCACACCGUGGGGCCCACUGCAGGGCCUCACCAGGGGGUCACACCUAAGGUCACACUGUGGGUCACAUGUUGGGGGUCACAUGGUGAGGCCACACUGUGGGUCCCACAUCAGGGUCCCACUGCAAGGCCACCCAGCAGGCUGCAGUUCUAAGAGGUUCCAGGGUGCUGAGGCCGACUGCAGUGUGGUCACCCCCGUGAGCUGGGACUCCCUCCUCACUACCCCCUGCACAGGCUCACCUUUCUGCUCCGUGGCAGCUGGCAGGGGCCUGGCUGGGGGAGGUGCCCUGUGCUCCGGGCACUAUGAGUGCACACGCGGGUGUGUCUCCGUUUCUGGGACGGUAGCAUUGGUGAAGGUAAUGACCAAUUGAGUAGAGGCCUUCUACUGCUGGAUCCCGCCCCUGAAUCCCCAGGCCUGGCCCUCAGUGUUUGCCUGAUGGGGAAAGGCAUGUAACCUUGCAACGACCCUGAGGAUGGUGUUUAAGGGUUGCACUUGAAAGCUGCCCUGAAGAGAUGGGAGGGUGUGAUAGGAAGUGGGGGAGAGUCAGAGGCGGGUGGGGGUGAUGGUGCAUAACAGCGUACCUCGAUGGGGCUGGUGGGUGUCUGUGGCGUGUGCGUGCAUGUAUAUCCUCCCCAAAAGGGUGCAGCGCUCUGUGUUUGCUUGGUAGUUCCAUGGUGGAAACCUCACCCAACCAAACAAAACUCAGGUCCUACCUAAAUUAUCCCCUCAUGCGUCGAUCACACUGAGAUGGGCAGCCUGAGGAAGCAGAGCGGACUGUGCAUCUGCUUACUUAGGUCUGCCCCGCCCCUGAACUCAGGGUUAACUCACAAAGGACCCACGUGGUGCACGCGGCAUGUCCAGUAGAAGGAUGGCCGGCCCCAAAGACCAUGAUGCCCUAUGUGUGACUCUGCCUGGUUUGACCUCGAACGGAGGGUCUAGGAUUUCUUCUCCGCCUGAGCACGAAGUUUCUCACAUUGUCCCCGAAUCUCACCAUCCUGUGGGAUCCCGC
Molecule: messenger RNA, 6800 nt
Organism: Zalophus californianus (California sea lion)
Lineage: Eukaryota; Metazoa; Chordata; Mammalia; Carnivora; Otariidae
Exons: 2
Coding region: 286-1515 (409 amino acids)
Biological process (GO): inflammatory response; immune response; toll-like receptor signaling pathway
Cellular component (GO): membrane
Molecular function (GO): transmembrane signaling receptor activity
Source: RefSeq, a predicted model, not a curated record